AUGAAUUACAAACUGUGCGAGUUUGGCGCUUCUUUGAUAGCUGUUCCUGCCGUGCCACAGCAGCAAUCGCUGCAGGAUCGGCAUAAAGGGAUUCAACAGCAGCAGCAGAAGCAGCAGCAGCAACAUCAGCAUCAGAACCACAACCCAUCGCAGCAGCAGCCACAGCAGCAGCAGCACCACCACCACCACCACGAAUCGCAGGAGCCGCCCCAGCAGCAGCCACAGCAUCACCACCCGCAACAGCCACAGCAGCAACAGCAUCACCACCAGCAACAGCAGCAGCAGCAACAGCAGCAGCAGCAGCAGCAAAUUAGCUUACAGCAGCUUGUAUCAUGGACACAUCAUUACCUCCAUCUCCAACAGCGCAUAUUGAUGCAGCAGCAGCAACAGCAGCAAUGUCAUCAACAUCAGCAGCAACAGCAACAUCAUCAGCAGCAGUAUCAGCAGCAACAACAACAGCAGCAGCACCAGCAACAUCAUCAGCAGCAGCAGCAUCAUCAGCAGCAACAUCAGCAGCAACAACAGCAGCAGCAACAGCAACAGCAGCACCAGCAAAAUCACCAGCAGCAGUAUCAGCAGCAACAACAGCAACAACAACAGCAGCAACAGCAGCAACAACAGCAGCAGCAACAUCAGCAACAACAACAACAGCAGCAGCAGCAGCAGCAGCAGCAGAUUACUUGUUGCAGUUUGUCUUCAACUCCUGUGAGUCCGAGUAUAAUUAAAUCUCUUUCUAACUUCUCUAACUCUUUUCUUGUUCUUCUCUCUCUGUAA
Eimeria acervulina is the source of this 774-nucleotide messenger RNA. RefSeq lists its product as hypothetical. The coding region runs from base 1 to 774 and encodes 257 amino acids. The transcript has 3 exons. The record is from RefSeq and is a predicted model, not a curated record. Lineage: Eukaryota; Apicomplexa; Conoidasida; Eucoccidiorida; Eimeriidae.